This is a messenger RNA of Cherax quadricarinatus, 5281 nucleotides long. The record is from RefSeq and is a predicted model, not a curated record. NCBI's taxonomy places the organism in Eukaryota, Metazoa, Arthropoda, Malacostraca, Decapoda, Parastacidae.
ACUGCAAUGACCGUGCUGCUAACAUUUUUUUUUAAAUAUCUUUUAAGUUUUUAUCGACUUGGAAGCUUAUAAAUAACUGAAGACUUAGGUAGGAGGACCCUGAAAAUUGAGGUUUAAUGGUAGUAGUUACUGUGGCAGAGUUAGAGUGUUUACAUAUGGAAGAGAUGCAUCAGGAAGAAAGAGGAUACGUUUUGACUCCAUGCCAUAUAUCAGUGACGGUCACUUCAUCAUGGAGAGGAUAGUCACCAGCAACCUCCAAAGUAGUCUUGUACCUAGGUUACCAGUCACAAUAUCUCAAACCAUGACACACAGUACUGCCUCUGAAACUGCAGGAGACACUGCCCAAAAUUCCUCAUUAUUGACAUCAGAGUUUUGCGAACUCACUUCAAAACUUGAUAGGGAUAAUUUAAUCAAGGUCGAGCUUGCACAACCUUGUCGAUAUUUAGAGGAAGUGCCCAUCUUUGGCAUUGGUGCAGCCGAUGAAGUACAACAAGGUGGUCUUUCUAAUGAUAAUGUUGAUUUAUCAGAGAGAAUGUCAGUCCUUGAAACUACAGGACUGGACCCCUCGCACAUAGAGACGAGACCUGAAGGCAAUGCAGGGAUUCAAACUAAUGUGGAAAGUGAUGGAGAACCCAAGGAAUCAAAGGUUGAUUUACUGAACUCUGCUCCAUUCUUGGUGAGUGAAGAUGGUGUGGUGUUUCAGUGUUUUCCAAUCUCUGAGAAGGAAGUAAUUAUUGUGAGUUUAAAUGACAAUUCUUUGGCCACGACUGACUCGCUUCCUAGCUGUGUACCUAUUGCAUCAGAGUCAAAUUCUGGAGGAAAUACUUCCCACUUAAGAAUAUGUCCUCCUAACAACAUCUCAGCAGAAAAUAAAAUAGACAUAGGAAAAAAGCUGAAUAUAUCACUGACACAUCCUGUGGAUGGAACCGUUCCUGGAGUGAGCAGUCAAGAUAAUACUGAAUCAUCAGUUGUUCUCUCUUCUGUUGAGCAUGAAGGUAAUUACAACACACCCUCAUGCACCAUGGCAGAAUCAUCUACAUCAAUAAAGAAAUGUGCAUCAAAUCACAUUAAACCUGGAGCUGAGGUAUUCACAAGUUCAGUAUGUUGUGGUGCCGUGAAAGACACUCAGAGUAAUGCCACUAUAAACCAUAAAAGGAAAUUAAAUUGCAUAGUAGAAGAUGCUGAGGAAGGUCCCCGGAAGGAAGCCAAGAUAACUCAUGCAACAGUAUAUGCACCACUCUUACGAAAACCUCGAAGUCUGGCUGCAGAUUCAGAAGAGCAGAUGUCUUCAGAAUGGCUUAAAUGUUCCAUGUGUUCCAAUGUUCUUCCAUCAGCUGCCACACUCAGACAUCAUUUGGUUGUGCAACAUCAGCAGAAAAACAUCACAUCAUUCUUGUGCUUCCUGUGUAAACAUGAGUGUUGGAGUGAGAAUCAACAAGAUUGGCAUCUUCGUGUCCACCAUGGCAUUAAGAAUAAGGCUGUAGCUUGCUUUGUGUGUGGCGCUCGGUUAUCAACACCCGCAGAACGUAAGGCUCACGUGCGUAAACACCCAGCUACCCUUGCAUGCCCAAGCUGCUCUCUUAAGUUCUCAGCACAGCAUCAGCUGGCGGCACAUGCCAAGCAACACCUUGAGAAGCUACAGCCACAUGGCUGUCUAAUCUGUGGUGCCAGAUUUACCCAGCAGGGCGUGCUGCAGGUGCACUUGUGGCGUCACCGGCCUCAGAAGUGUCCUCAAGAAGAGUGUGAACAUGUAGCUGAAGAUGAGAGCUGGCUUGUGAUCCAUCUUCAGAAUGAACAUGCACUAACAAGCAGACAAAUUCAUUGCAUUAUUACUGAUCGAAAUGCAUCUGAUCAUAAAAUGGAUUUAUUAUUAGGUAAAUACUCAUCCUUGCAAGACAACACUUUGGCUAGCCAUAGUUCACAUAGUCUUCAAGAAUAUUUAAGUUUCGAUAACAUGUGGCUCUCAUCUGUUGGAGGUUCCAGUAGCCAGUUAAAUCAUGCCAAGAGUGAGAAAUUGAAGUCAUGUUCAGAUAAGAAUUCUCAGGAUACAGCAGAUCAGGAUCUUAACAUCUUAAAGAAUGUUGUGAAUUGUUUGGUGGAAGCUGUAGCUAAUGUUGAGGAGGAGGAAAAGAAAGGAACAAGAAGAGAGGAGGAUUUACUUUACAAGGUUACAGAAGAAGGACCAACCCUGCAUCGCUGUGGAUUAUGCAACAUAUAUUUGCCUUCGGCAGAGGAACUUGCCUUGCAUAAAGCUGGACACGAUCAGGCAAUCAUAUGUCUGAAAUGUCAGAAAUCCUUCCUGAGUAUGAAACAGCUUAAACGACACAUGACCGUCCAUAAUUCACAAGAUGCAAGUCAGCUUGAAACAGAGAAAGUUCCACGAGAACAUCGAUGUCUGCAGUGUGGGAAAAUAUGUGGAUCAGAAUCAGCUCUCAGUCGGCACCGUGGUACACACAUGCGUUCCCUUGGACGGCACCAGUGUGAGACUUGCAAGCGUCAAGUGCGAACACGUGCCCAUCUCAUAGAGCACAUGGCUCGCGUUCAUAAAAUUAAUCAUGAGUCAAAGAAGCUACAGUGUCCCAUGUGUGAUCGAAGAUUUACUACCAAAACUCACCUUGAGUCGCACCUGAUCAUCCACGGUGAGCGGGAACCUCAGUGGUCAUGCAACAGGUGUGGCCGCAGUUAUGUUCGUCCUAGCAGUCUGCAACGGCACAUGGCUACUCAUGACCAGAAAUAUGUGUGCAGCACUUGUGAUGAAUCCUUUGUGGCUGCUCGUCACUUGGCCAUCCACGCCAGAAAACAUGACCCCACACACAAGACUAGGCUGUCUUGCCCUAAAUGCCCUCAACGAUAUGCCUAUGAAAGUCAGUUUCAAGUGCACAUGCGAAUCCAUACGGGUGAGAAGCCAUAUGUCUGUGAAACAUGUGGUAAAUGCUUCAAGCGUCUACAACAAUGCCGUGCACACCAUCGCUCGAGUCAUGAAAACCACAAAGAAACGUGUGUCCAAUGCUAUAAGACAUUCGGAGACAAGACUAACUUACUACGUCACCGCCUCAUGGUUCAUAAUCACCUUAAACGUUGGGUGUGUGGUGUGUGUGCACAAAGUUAUGCGUAUUCUCAGGACCUCAGAAAACACCUGCAGAAGAAACACAACCUGACGUUUGAAAAACUUGAUCGAACCAACAAGAAAUCUAGGCAUGAGGUUUAUGUUGUGCCUGAGUUGGGAAGUCAGAACUCGAGUGCAGUUGUACAAGGAGCGGUGGAAAUUGUUUGUGCUCUGGAGCAUCGGAAAGUGCAGCAAGUUUUAUGUGGCACAUCUAGCACACUGAAGAAACCCAGAAAACAUGAUGUUGAGAAUGCAGAGGAAGUUGACAACCCUGAUGACCCAUCGUCAUUCCAGGACAAUCCUGUAGCAUUUGCUUCUCUUGUUGUUAAUGAGCCUCCACCAGUACAAGAAACUGCUGUCACUGCUGCAUCUGUAUUGGUUCCCUCUGCUACCAUAGCAAUUCCCACACUAAUUGAGAAUAACCAUAUUCAAGCAGAGGAGAAAAGUGGUUUGAAUGUAGUAGCAACAGCAGCAGCAGCAGGAGAAAGAGAAGUCCAAAGCUUUGUAAGAUUGGCUGGGAUUACUUGUGUUGAAUGUGGGGUUGAAACUUCCACACCAUUACAGUGUGGACCAUGUGGUGCACUGCUCUGCUCACAAGGACACUUAGAUAUUCAUGUUGCAUCAAAUCAUCACGUGAUGUUUCAGUGUUCUGUUUGUGGUUUGCAUUAUGCAAGUCAGGGUGAAUGUGUGGCUCAUGUGACAUCAUCUCAUUCAUCACAUUUGUUGGCUGUUCAAGGAGGUGCAACAACUUACCUUACUCCGCAGUCUUCUCAGUCCAUUCAGAUAGCCAGUGGCAGCACCCUACCACCUCAAAUAUGCUUACCUCUUCCGCAUUCCCAGCCAACUCCACAGUGCCUCAUGCAAGUAGGAGGUCGUUCAUCUCAGGUCCCCCUUGUUAUUGCACCAGCCAGAGCCAACACAGCUAUACAACAAAUAGGAACAAGUAAUGUAAUUCUUCAGUAUCCAAAUGUCACUUCUCUUCCAUCAAGCUUUCAAGGCAUACCUCAUUCAGCAACACUGGAUUCUACCAAGAGUCAAGGAAAUCAGCCAGUCUUCACCAUGACUGGUGUUCUUUCAGGACAACAAGCAACACAACCAAGAAAUCAAAGAAAAGCUAAUCAGAACCUAGAUAAACAGAAGCAAGCAGUGCCAUCAGUGUGUGCUAUCACACUUCCUUCCAGUAAUGAUGGAGGCUUGAUACUUACUGCAGCAGGCGAGACCCCAUCUGUAAACCUCUCCUCUGUACAGAACAUAGCUUCACUCCCUACUGUCUUUCCCCACACCAACAACAGUGGGGAAAAUUCUACUUUUCUCAUGGGAAAUUUGACCAUCAACUCUCAGCCAAAUGAUGGUGCACCUGUGUUACUGAUGGGUUCACUGCCAUUUAAUAAUUUAUCAGUUGGAUCCACCACUGUUUUGUCUCAAAAUAAGCAAUGUAACGUAAGCAGCCAAACAAACACGUCUGUGGCGAGUGUUCUCUUAACACUAGCUGAAGCUUCUGCUAGUGAGGUCCCAUCAUCACUAGCACUGAGGAACUCUCCAAGAGAUGCAGAGGAACGCCUCAAGUACCACCCUGCCAUGACUGUCACAAAAAUGCCACCACAGAAAACAUGUGAAGAAGUACCAAACAUUGUGGAUGGUCCAAAUCUUCUUCAGUCUUUAGUGGGACUUCCUGUUGAGAAUGAGAUUCAUACAUCAGACCCACCUUUACUUCAUACUGCACAGGAAGCUGAAAAUAUAUGUAGUCAAGAACCUCCACAAGAAGUGAGUGUUCAGAUUAUCCAGCCUCGGCGACGAAAGUCUAAAGCCGAGUCAAAAACAAAAUUAUUUUGGGAGAAGGAAGCAUCACGAACACAAAGAGAUGAAGAAAAUAAAAUGUCAAGCAACUCGGCCACAAAUCCUGCUUAUCAGUGCCCAACCUGUGGAAAGGAGUUACAGUCUAAAACCUACUUGGAGAGGCACCAGCGCACUCAUGCUACUCAAAAAUUCAAGUGCCAGGAAUGUGAUAAAGCAUUUACCGAGAAAUAUAAUCUCAAGAUACACAUGCUGACGCACACUCAUGAACGCCCACAUGUGUGCAGCCUGUGCCUCAAGUCUUUCAGGUUUGGUAGCAAAUAUUUCCCCACUUACUUGUUAUUAUAACAUAUGACUAGUAAAAAUAAUUCUUGCAACUUU